AUGCCGAGCCUCAAGUCCUCCACGGCGGACAUCCGCGCCUUGGCGCGGCGCGCGCUUUGGCACCAGGCUUUGGCCCAGCUGUGGUCGCUGCGCGCCAUCGCCCGCAGCGACCGAGGGCUGCGCCUGGACUGCGUGGCGUACAGCGCGGCGACCGCAGGUGACUGGCGGACUUGUGCAGAGCUUUGGGCCCAUAUGGCGUCGGAGCACGUGGCGCCUGAUGUGAUCGCCUGCGGCGCAGUGCUUUCGGCAGCGACGGCUUCUGCAGCCUGGGGCUGGGCAGGGCUGCUGCUGGACGGUCUCAGAGGUUUGCAAGCGAACGUGGUGCUCUACAAUUCCGCGGCCAAGGGCAUGAGCCAGGCUUCGUGGCAACGGGCCCCGGCGCUGCUGGCAGAGCUGGCACAAGAGCACUUGCAGAGAGACCUGGUCACCGUGAACACGGUGCUCAGCAUUCUGGCGGGGCAAUCUACCUGGCAGCCAGCGCUGGCGUUCUUGAAGGGCGAGGAGAACCUUGACACCAUCAGCUACAGCUCCGCCAUCAGCGCCAGUCCCUGGCCUCUCACGUUCGCCUUGUUCCUCCAGCUGACCUCGUGUGCGCUCUUGCCCGAUGUGGUCGCCCACAACUCCGCGGCGCAAAAGGCGCCCUGGGACCACUGCUGGCACCUGCUGUCGCAGCUCCCGCGCCGCCGUCUUCGCCUCAGCGACGUGUCGCGGCGCACGGCUGCCGGCGCCGCGCUCUGCGCCGGGCGCUGGGAGGCGGCGGGGCAGCUGGCAGAGCCCAUGGACACGCCGAUGGCCGCUGCGACCGUCCCCUGGCAGCGCGCAAUCUGCUUGGCGCUGCUUCCCCCGCCCUCCGUGGCGGCCUUCAGCGCAGCCAUCUCGGGCCUCGGUGCGGCGAGCCGCUGGCAGCACGCGCUGCUCCUGCUCGGCGAGGCCAUAGAGAGGCUCCCGGCCGCGGACGUGGAUGCGGCGCUGUUCAGCGCCGGCAUCACCGCCUGCGAGCAAGCGGGCCGGUGGGAAAUCGCGGUGGCGUUGCUUAUGGAGCUGCACGGCCUCCGCCUGGCGGACGCCAUCGCCUGCAACGCCGCCCUCGCCGCCUGCGCCGGCGCCGCCAACGCGUCGAGCGCCUGGCGGGCGGCGCUGGGGCUGCUGGGCGGCAUCACCGCGCUGCAGUUGCAGGCGAAUGUGAUCACCUACAGCUCGGCUUGCAGUGCCUGUGAAAAGGCCGGGGAAUGGCAACGGGCAGUGGCCUUGCUGUGGGAGUUGGUGGACAUGAUGCAGGCGAACGUCGUGGUGUUCAAUGCGGCCAUCAGCGCCUGCGAGAAGCGGGGCAUGUGGCAGAUGGCCCUUCAGAUCCUGAAUGCUCUUCCAUCACUGCAAGCGCAGCCGGACACCAUCACCUUCAACGCCACCAUCAGUUCCUGCGAGAAGGGCCGGCAGUGGCCGGGCGCGACCUUGCUGCUAGCUACCUGCCCAUCUCCCGACGUGGUCGCCUACAAUGCGGCCCUUAGCGCCUGCAGGGGUCAUUGGCAGCAUGCUCGACGAGUGCUGCAGGAGCUGUCAAGAAGGCAAGCGCAGCCUGACGCGGUGACCCACUCCCUGGCUGCCGAGAUCUUCGAACGCAGCGGGGAAGCCCGGCGUGCCGCUGGUCGCCUGGACGUGGUGAGCGCCCUGUGCCAAGUGGAGCUGGCCGAAUCCGCGGAGUCCGCGGGGUUUUGGGAGGCUGGCGAAAACGACCAGACGGGAGGCCGGGGCCAAGCUCUUCCUGCGGACGGCCUGAAAGCCAAAGGAAAACGCGGAAACCCAGCUGUGUCGGCGGACCCCGCGCUCGAAUGGCAUGGGCCCGCCCACUGGGUCGAAAGGGAAGCCCGCUGCAAAGCGGGGACGCCCAGAGCCGUGCCAGCGGCCAAGACCACGCCCUCGCCGGGCUCGCCGGGCUCGCCGAAGCCCGUCAGAGAGCCCCCCGAUCCGAAGGAUGUCCGACAGCUCAUCGGUCUCUUCCACACCUUGAAACUGCGCAUGGCCAACGCCUCCGCAGUCGCAGUGUCCAGCUCUGUACAGCUACAAGGGCUCAAGCAUGGUAGAGUGGCGAAGAUCGAGUUUGUCAGGCACCCGCAGGUCGAGGCCAAGACGCUGAGCGCUGAGCUGCUGCAGGCGGUGCUGCGCAUGCACCUGGCGCGCUUGGAGCUCGCUCGCAACUUCAGCUCGCCACAGCUGGCACGGCUGCAGGCCUUGGCCCAGCGGAAGCGGCUGCUGGCGCCGCGCCUGGCGGCGGAGGACCGGGCGGCGCGGAGGAUCCAGCGGCAGGCGCGGGGCUGCCUGGCGCGCAGAGGGGUGCAGGAGCUGCGCCUGGACCGAAGCGCGCAGCGCCUGGUGCUGGGGCUGCUGAAGGCCUUGAAAUGGCGGCAGCAGAUGGCCAAUGGUGCUCUUGACCAGGCGACCCUGGCACUGCAGACCAAGCGCCGAGCCACGAUGGCGCAGCGGAAAUCCCUGGCGCUGACGCAGGAACGACAGGAUGUGCGGACGGUUCUUGGCAUCUUCCGAAGCUAUGUGCAAAGACAAAGCCUGAAUCAGCGGAUCUCGUCCAGAGCCGUGCAGACGCUCCAGCAGGGCAGAAGAUGCCAAGUCUCCCGAAGGGAGCUGCAAAAUCGGCAGCAGGAGAAAGAGGACGCCCAGCUGCUGCUGUCGCUCUUCCGCGCAGCCAAGCUCCGCCUGAAGUUGGCCCGCAAAGUCACGGAGCAGAGCUCUGUGAAGCUUCAGAAGCUGCAGCGGGGCCGUGCCGCCAAGCAGGAGAUGGCCAGGAUGCGUGAAACCGCUGAGUGCCACGCCACGUUGGCGCCGGUGUUGCGCUGCCUCAGCUUGCGGAUCCACCUGGCCAGCGAGCGGUCGAAGAAGGCCGCACGAGGAUUGCAGGCCUCCGCUCAGGCGGUGCUGGCGAAGCGGCGGAACCGGCACAGCUGCUGGGAGCGGCUGCAGCAUCUGCUCACGGGGCUUCAGAAGAAGUACGAGGCGCAGGAGCUGCUGUGCAAGCUCCACUCGCAUCGACAAGUGCGCACCCAUCCUCAAAGCCUUAUGCGAGUGGCGCUGAAGGCGGUGCACUUGCGCAAGAAGGUGGCCCAGUUGCGAGAGCAUCACGCUGCCACGCGCAUACAGGCCAGGGCACGCGGGGCCUUUCAGCGUUCGGAGUGCCGAGAGGUUCAGCAGCGCUGGGCGCGGCAGAUCAUUUUCAACGUCUGCAGAAGAUACGCCGUCCAAGUGGACCUAGUGUCCCAAUUGCAGCAGCAGUCCCUCACCGAAGCCCUGGAGAUUUGGGAGUCCGUGCUGAAGACCUACAAGGAGCGUUCGCAGUUCGCGCCCGACCUGCUCUACAACCGUGCCAGUCUGAAGAUCGCCUGCAUGUGGCGCGGGGUCAAAGGUCGGCAGCAGAUGCGGCGACUCAGGCUGGAGAGGUCGUCCCAGACGGCCUGCGACCAGCUCAGGAGUUUCCUCCGGGUCUACGCGGCCCGGGAGCUGCUGAUGGCGCGCGGGGCCGAGGUGCUCCGCGCGGACAACAGGCAGCUUCUGUGCAGCGUGCUGCGCACUUUGAAGCUGCGCAUGGCCACCAGCCACCAUGUGGCAGAGGAGAGGAAGAAGGCUGCGAUGGAGGUGCUCUCCCGGCACGUCAAGGGCAUGUACCUGCGCUCGGGCCGGGUUUUCGACUGGGAGGCUUAUGCCAAGCGAACUGGUCGGCGCAUCACAGAUGAGAUCCGGACCAAGAUCCUGAGCGACAGGGAAGAGGCGGCCUGGGUCCAGCACGUGCGCAAGCACACCCGGCGCGUACAUCUGGAACUGCAAGACGAGCGGCAACAGAUUUGCCACAUGGCUGCGCUGCAGCUACAACGCAGCUGGCGCGCGCGCCAGGCGCGGCUGCAGCAGCUGCUGCCGCGGCUGGCGCAGCGCCUGGCCGCGGAGCGGCGACAUCUGCAGGCGCUGCAGCGCCAGGAGGGCGCCAGCCUUGGCUGUACUGGCAGCUGCCUUCGCCCAGUGCACGUGCAGAUGCUGAGCGCCCGCCCACACCCGCCUCAGGGAUGGGCGGAAUCUUUGGCACAGGUGCCGGAGCCUAUGGUCGACAUGGCCACGGCUGACUCCUUCGCAGUGGCGGUGGGCAAAAGCGGCGCUGCCUACUGCCUGCCGAGCCAGGCGGACGCGGACGUGGGGCCGCCGGAGGCGCUGCAACUCACCGGGCCCUUCGUGCUGAGCCAUCACCGGCUCCUGGCGCAAACGCCCAAGGUGCUCCAGGUCUCUUGCGGCCUGCACCAUGCCCUGCUGCUGUCAGAGGAUGGCCUUGUCUUUGCCUGGGGAUUGAACGACUGCGGCCAGUGCGGUGUGGGCUGGCCUCGGCCCAGCACCCCAACCACAGUCAUUGAGCAGGCGACGUGCCUGCAGCCCUGGGCAGCGCACUACACGGGCACGGAGGAGAUGCGCAAGCAAGCGGGCCUGCUGGAGCCUCAACGAGGCACCAGCCUCAGCUCGGCGUGCGGCAGCGGCGCCAUUCUGCCGCGGCUGAAGUCGGUGCAGGCGUCGCCCAGGGGCGCGCUGGCCCUGGACAACGAGGCGCAGCUUUGGGGCUGGGGUGAGAGCAGCCUUCCUUGCCUGGUGCCGCAGUCGGCGCCCAAAGCACCCUGCGGAACUUCGGGCACACUGACAGCCUGUCCUUUCCUGCUCUUUCAGCUCGUGGCCAAAGAGCCAGACGCGAAGCGGCCACGCCUCGAUGCGCAGCUGUUGGCAGACCUGGACUUGCGGGAGCUCCCACGUAACGUGCUGAUCCCCACAUUGGUGUGCAACGUGACCCUGUCCAAGCAAGGCGCAGCGCCGGACACGGUGCUUCUCUGCAAAAGCCGGCAGGCGCAGGCGGUGCUAGCGCCCGCCUGGGGCGCAGGAGGUGCUCUCCGAGCUGAGGGCAAGUUUGCCUCGGUGUGUGCGGGGUCCGUCAGCUUCGCAGUGACCAUCCGGGGGGCGGUCCACAGCUGGGGGCCUCAAGAAGUGCUCCUGGCGCGCGGCUCCGGGUCCUCCGGGCCCUCGAGUUCCCCCAGCCUCGCGAAGACGACGCCUUCGAUCCUUGCGGCGCCGGUGCCGACCUUCCUGCGCCUCGCGGUGUGCGUCACGAGCAUCAGCCUAGGCGAGGAGCACGUCGUAGCGCUCACCGCCCACGGCCACGGCCGGGUUUUCACUUGGGGCCGGAUGGAGGCAUGCACCAGCACCGAGCGCUUUCAGCAGCGCUCCAUCCCGCAGCCUCUCUGUGUGGAGGGCCCACUUCGGGGCUUGAAGAUCAGCAAGGUGCUGGCCGGGCGAAUCUCCAGCAUCGUGGCGAUCCAGGACGCAGAGACGCUCCUGGGUUGGGACAUGGUCGAGCUGCUGACCAUCCAAGGGAAGUGUCAGCUGGACCCGGCCAUUUACGAGUUCGUGCCGCAAGCGCCAGGUAGCGCGGCAACGCCAAAGACGCCGAAGACUCCGAAGACUCCGAAGACUCCGAAGACCACCCCGACCAGCCAGUCGACUGAGAGAGCUUGCACGCCAAGGUCGCCUAUGUCUCCAAGCACCUCCACAACGCCCACAGCUUUGGCUUCGCCUGGAAAGACGAGGACACGCCAAGAUGCCGGUCGGCGCGUUUGCGUUUGCCACUCGCAACAGCUCCAGCUGGUGCUCGAUGAUCCAGGCUCCUGCAGGCCGGGGGUGCCCUUCUCCCGCCCAGAGCUCUUCGCCUGGGCGGCGCAGUGCGCCGCCGGCGCCAUGCGAAAGGAGGACGAAGAGAUGAAGCAGCGCGCGCUGCAAGAGAUGGCGGCGGAACGCGCCAACAUCAAGAACAUGAGCAACGAUGCGCUGGUGAAGGAGGUGGCAAAGCCCCGGAGCCUUUUGGAGUUGGAUCGGGAGAUCGGGCGGUACCGCAGGUUGGCCAGCUUCCGGUGA
Effrenium voratum is the source of this 5943-nucleotide messenger RNA. The record is from the annotation of a GenBank genome assembly. Lineage: Eukaryota; Dinophyceae; Suessiales; Symbiodiniaceae.